This is a messenger RNA of Tupaia belangeri chinensis (Chinese tree shrew), 977 nucleotides long. Its product is annotated as cyclic AMP-responsive element-binding protein 3-like. Gene Ontology annotation, biological process: regulation of transcription by RNA polymerase II. The transcript has 3 exons. Gene Ontology annotation, molecular function: DNA-binding transcription factor activity, RNA polymerase II-specific; RNA polymerase II cis-regulatory region sequence-specific DNA binding. Lineage: Eukaryota; Metazoa; Chordata; Mammalia; Scandentia; Tupaiidae. The coding region runs from base 160 to 768 and encodes 202 amino acids. Gene Ontology annotation, cellular component: nucleus. The record is from RefSeq and is a predicted model, not a curated record.
AUAGAGAAUGCCUGGUGAGGAUUAUGUGCAUAGCUGAUCAGGGAGUGGAGAACUAUUGAAGGUAUUUGAAGAAAUGUUUAAGUCAGGGCAGAGAUGUUUAUUUUGUUUUAAUGAGAAACUUCAAGCUUUUUGUCUAGAGAAGUCAUCUGCAAAAAUAGGAUGAGAAGUCAGAGAUCCAGUGCAUGGAUGGAAGUGGUGGCUUUAACAGGAGGAUUUUAUGUCUCGGGUCCCAGGCCAGGAUAUGCUCACCAUUGUCCCCCUUCUUCCUUUAGGUCCCUCCUAGAUCAGUUGAGGAAACUCCAGGCCAUGGUGACUGAGAUAACAAAUAAAACCAGCAGCAGUAGCACAUGUGCCCUGGUCCUACUGUUCUCCUUCUGCCUCCUGCUUGCACCAGCUAUGUACUCUUCUGACACAAGGGGGAGCCUGCCCACUGAACAUGGAGUGUUGUCCCGCCAGCUUCGUGCCCUCCCCAGUGAGGACCCUCACCAGCUGGAGCUGCCUGCCCUGCAGUCAGAGAUACCAAAGGAUGGCACAAGCCAGUUGCUGUACAACUCAGAUCAUGUGCUCCAGGCCCCUGGCAAUUCUUCCUGUCUGGUGUACUACUUGCCUCAGAUGCUUGACACAGAGCCUCCUUUGCAGUGGCCAUUCCCUGACCUCUUCUCAGAGCCCCCCUGCCUAGGUCCCAUCCUUCCUCUGCAGGCAAAUCUCACAGGAAAGGGGGACAUGGCUCCCCAAGGGUUUGGGGAUCCUCUAUCUGUGUCCAAAUAAGAAGGAACGGGAGACGGCUGGCCUCAGCUCCUGUGCCCUGCUAGGAAGCCCAGAGGCUCAAACACACCACACUCACUGGCUUUCUGGGUCUUUUAUUUAUACCAUUGUGUGUCAAUGACCCCAUGAAUGGACUUGGAGAAAUCAAUUGACCUUGAACAUUUCAUGCAGCAAGGGAAGGGUGAGGGAAGAAAUAAAUUAAGUGAUUCGGA